Messenger RNA from Cyprinodon variegatus (sheepshead minnow), 378 nucleotides. RefSeq names its product von Willebrand factor A domain-containing protein 5A-like. The transcript is spliced from 5 exons. Lineage: Eukaryota; Metazoa; Chordata; Actinopteri; Cyprinodontiformes; Cyprinodontidae. The annotation marks the transcript as partial. The record is from RefSeq and is a predicted model, not a curated record.
AUGGAUACCCCUGAAAUGCUUCAAGAUACAGAUGAAGAUGAGGUAGAAGAAAUUCGAGACCUGCCACCUCUUAAAGAGCCUCUGCUGCAGCUCAUCUCCUUGCAGAAGGCUGCUGGCUACUGGCUGCUUGAUCAAGAUCUGGCUGCUGUGCUGGAAAAGCCCAGCGACGAGGUGGAAAAGGCGAAGCCAGCAUCGGUCAAGAAUGAGGUGUGGGCCUCUAUUCUGGCUCUGAUCUGGCUUCAUGGUUUUAAGUUGGAUGCAAAGGAGGAGUGGGAGCUUCUGUCUAUGAAGGCUGCAUCAUGGAUUAAAGCUCAGAACGCUCCAUGUGUGUCAGAGUGUGUGGAAGCUGGAAAUACACUGUUGGGCUGCAGCAUGAAG